AGUGCAAUACAUUGUUUUGCAGAACAUUGCAACAAUGACUAUACAAAACAAGGGGAUGUUCGAGCCAUAUCUGAAAAGUUUUUACGUUCGAUCCACUGAUCCAACACAGAUAAAAAUUUUGAAGCUCGAAAUUCUAACAAACCUGACCAGUGAAACCAACAUCUCUAUAGUGCUACGAGAAUUUCAGACCUAUGUGAAAAGUCAGGACAAGCAAUUUGCUGCAGCCACAAUUCAGGCAAUUGGAAGAUGUGCCACCAAUAUUUCUGAAGUUACAGAUACGUGUCUUAAUGGGUUGGUGUAUCUGCUUUCUAACAGAGAUGGUAAAACAUUGUUUAUU
Molecule: messenger RNA, 337 nt
Organism: Rhincodon typus (whale shark)
Lineage: Eukaryota; Metazoa; Chordata; Chondrichthyes; Orectolobiformes; Rhincodontidae
Product: AP-3 complex subunit beta-1-like
Exons: 4
Biological process (GO): vesicle-mediated transport; intracellular protein transport; anterograde synaptic vesicle transport
Cellular component (GO): membrane coat
Source: RefSeq, a predicted model, not a curated record